Messenger RNA from Puma concolor (puma), 1612 nucleotides. It is a transcript of the gene OGN, whose product is annotated as osteoglycin. Gene Ontology annotation, biological process: bone development; articular cartilage development. Gene Ontology annotation, molecular function: protein binding. The record is from RefSeq and is a predicted model, not a curated record. Gene Ontology annotation, cellular component: extracellular matrix. Lineage: Eukaryota; Metazoa; Chordata; Mammalia; Carnivora; Felidae.
AUGACGAUGCUGCAGUCUGUGCUUCUCCUGCUCCUGUCCGUGCCUCUGAUAAAGCUGGCACCACCAGCUCAGCAGGACCCACGCGUCACCUAUCACCAUGGGACAGAUCAUUCUGAAGAAACCGUGUUUAGUCAAGAUUCUGAGGAUAAAUAUCUGGACAGAAAAAAUAUUAAGGAAAAAGAAACUGUGAUAUUACCCGAUGAGAAAAGUGUUCAGUUACAAAAAGAUGAGAGUGUAACACCACCAUCCCCCAAAAAAGAAAGUGACGAAAUGCCCACGUGCCUGUUGUGUGUAUGUUUAAGUGGCUCUGUGUACUGUGAGGAGGUUGACAUUGAUGCCGUACCACCCUUGCCGAAGGAGUCAGCCUAUCUUUACGCACGAUUCAACAAGAUCAAAAAGUUGACGGCAAAAGAUUUUGCAGAUAUCCCCAACUUAAGAAGACUUGAUUUCACGGGAAAUUUGAUUGAAGAUAUAGAAGACGGUACUUUUUCAAAACUUUCUCUGUUAGAAGAACUCACACUAGCUGAAAAUCAACUACUGAAACUUCCAGUUCUUCCUCCCAAGCUUACUUUAUUUAAUGCAAAAUACAACAAAAUCAAGAGUAGAGGAAUCAAAGCAAAUACAUUCAAAAAACUGAACAACCUCUCCUUCCUGUACUUGGACCACAACGCCCUGGAAUCUGUGCCUCUUAAUUUACCAGAAAGUCUACGUGUAAUUCAUCUUCAGUUUAACAACAUAACUUCAAUCACAGAUGAUACAUUCUGCAAGGCUAACGACACCCGUUACAUUCGGGACCGCAUUGAAGAGAUACGCCUGGAGGGAAACCCCAUCAUCCUGGGAAAGCAUCCCAACAGUUUUAUCUGCUUGAAAAGAUUGCCUGUAGGGUCAUACUUUUAACCACUAUCAAUGCAGCAUAUAAGCUAAAGUACACACAUGCAUAUAAUCUGUCUCAACAGUGCCUAAAGCAUAAAUAUUUAAUAUUAACUUUGUGUCCCAUGAUGAAGGAAUUUUAUGUUUUAAACAAAGAUGUUCACAAAUCUUACACAUAACAAGCAAAAUGUAAAACUGAAUCCUGAAGUUCAAAACAAAGUCAUGUGAAAAUAUUUAAGCAGCAUUACAAAAUCCUCAUAGUUUAUACCAUGGUGCCAUUUAAAAGGUAUGUUUUUAUAUAAAUACCCCAAUUUAAGAAGCACUAUUUCCAUUACUAAUGACAUGAAAGGGUAAGUCCAAAAAACUUUCAACUGCUGAUCUUUCCGGACCUUUACUUGAUCCCUAAAGCACUUAAGGACGAUGUUCCAAAAACUUUGAAAGCUAAGUGUUUCCAGUAAUCUCCCAUUCUUCUGUUAUGAUUCACACAUUUUUCAUUAUGAAGCAGGAACUUGUUUUCUUUCUAUUAAGGCAGUUAUUAUAUGUUUACUUAGCCUGAGAAAUAGUGAACAGUCUCAUACCUAGGCAAAACUUUCCAAAUAAAGUGUAAUUUUACUCUCUGAUAAAGACCUAACAGAGUAAUGUCCAAUGUUAUUCUGCUUUGUGGUCACACAGUUAAAGGCUUUAGCAAAACAGCACACAUUUUUCCUUUCUCUAAAUAUUAAAAUUCUAAGUCUACCAUAAA